Molecule: messenger RNA, 633 nt
Organism: Aphanomyces astaci
Lineage: Eukaryota; Oomycota; Saprolegniomycetes; Saprolegniales; Verrucalvaceae
Exons: 4
Coding region: 1-633 (210 amino acids)
Source: RefSeq, a predicted model, not a curated record
AUGUCGCGGAACGAGUUUGUGAUGUGGGAAGCUGCCAAGCCUAUCCUCGGUCGACAUUCAUCAACGAGUACGACAAAUGCUCGUCGUUUUGUCGCUUUGUUUGGGACAACGCUCUAUGUUACCUCCGUCUUGUGGGCGAAACUCGAGCCCCACCCACGAGGCGGCCAACCAAGACACCUACUUUGGGCGCUCAUGUUCCUAAAAGUCUACGGGACGGAACAUGUACAUGCAACCAUUGCAGCCGUUGACGAAAAGACGUAUCGAAAGUGGUCAUGGAUGUACAUCAAAGCAUUUGAAGACCUAACGGAGGUUGUGUUCAACAAUCGGUUUGAUGAAGCACCGAUGGGAACAAACCUUUUCGUAUCACUAGAUGGAACCGACUGUCCAGUUCAGGAACCAUUUCCUUUCGACCCAUCCUGGUGGUCGCACAAGUUGAACCGAGCUGGGAUACGUUACGAAGUCGCUCUCGCGCGUGAUGUAUACGUGCUCGCGGUUAACGAAGUCAAAAAGCGCAACCUGACGAACAGCGAGCGCGAGGCCAUACUCCGUGAAGUGCUGCUGCACAGCAACAGCAGCUACUUGGUCACGCUUCCCAAUAACCUCAGUCAAACACUCGCAGCCAAGUACAACUAA